UUUCAAUUAUGUAAUUGGAAGUUAAAUGUAAAAACUACCUUCUUACACCAAAAGCAAUUGUAAUGACGCAAUAGUAUUCUUACAAUCUAGUUUCGUUGUUUAUCAGCAAUUGAAUACAAUGUCCAUACAACGUAUAAAAAAUGUUAGUCAAACAUUGCGCAAACUCCAACCCCAGAGGCGUACCCAGAUGACGAAUAGAGGGUUGCCCCAUUUUGCCCAAGGCAAGGUCGUGAAAGGUUUCGGACGGGGGUCUAAAGAACUGGGGAUUCCCACAGCGAACUUUGACGAAGACGUGGUGGGUAAUUUGCCGGAAGAAAUCGAACCCGGGGUGUACUUCGGAUUCGCCCAAAUCGAAAAUGGACCGAUUUACAAAAUGGUCAUGAGUGUGGGGUGGAACCCCUUCUACAAAAACACCAAAAAGUCGAUGGAAACUUACAUUAUUCACAAAUUCGAUGAAGAUUUUUACGGAAAAAUUCUCAAGGUCGUCAUGCUUGGGUAUCUUCGCUCGGAGAAAGACUUUAAAAGUGUGGAAGAUUUGAUACAGGCUAUCAAUAACGACGUGCUUGAAGCACAAACAAAGCUGGACGAGGAACAGUUCGCUAAAUAUAAAUGUGACCAAUUUUUUACAAGUUAAUAAAUAAACUGUAUUAAAAAUG
Tribolium castaneum (red flour beetle) is the source of this 656-nucleotide messenger RNA. RefSeq names its product Riboflavin kinase (gene Rfk). The coding region runs from base 119 to 634 and encodes 171 amino acids. Lineage: Eukaryota; Metazoa; Arthropoda; Insecta; Coleoptera; Tenebrionidae. The transcript has 3 exons. Gene Ontology annotation, cellular component: mitochondrion. Gene Ontology annotation, biological process: FMN biosynthetic process; riboflavin biosynthetic process. Gene Ontology annotation, molecular function: riboflavin kinase activity. The record is from RefSeq and is a predicted model, not a curated record.